Molecule: messenger RNA, 1990 nt
Organism: Patiria miniata (bat star)
Lineage: Eukaryota; Metazoa; Echinodermata; Asteroidea; Valvatida; Asterinidae
Product: transmembrane protein 45B-like
Exons: 1
Coding region: 201-974 (257 amino acids)
Source: RefSeq, a predicted model, not a curated record
CACUUUGAACGGUGCAUGUAAUUUUUCCUUUUAGGCCUAGUGCCAUAACGUACGUCUUUCACUUGUAAAUGCAUGGUGUUGUUCAGAGAGCAGCCAUUUUCACAAUCAUAGUUGGCAUAGAGUGCAGUCGCACUGUCGUCGAAGGCUGGAGGAGGUUAAGUAGAAUUUGGUGGAUUAUUUAGUUGACCAAUCCUGUCAGGAUGGGCACCUUUAUAGGUCAUAUUAUCCCCGGUGUUUUCUUCAUGGUCCUUGCUAUAUGGAACUUGCUUCGACCGUGUUUUCACUCCAGACCCUCAAGAUACACCAGUCGCUGCCACCAGUUCAAGAAGUCACUGCUUAAUCCUGUCUUCAUGGAAGGAGUUGUGAAAGUCAUCGCCACGGUGGCAGCUGCCAUCGGGGAGCUGUGGUGGGGCGGUUGGAAGAUCUCAAGUGGCGGUUCAUUCAGGAGCCUCAACAAUUACCAACACGCCACAAUGUACAGCUUCUUCGGGCUGGCGGGACUGGUGGAGCUACUCACCGUGACAUGCCUCAAGCUCCGGCCAGGACUUGAUAAAAUAUUUCAGGCCACGGCAUUCGCCGUGGAAGGGUUUCUGUUUUACUACCAUCUGCACGGCCGUUCGGCUGUCGACGUGAGACUGCAUGUUCUCUUGGUGCUGGCCAUAGCUGGAUGCGCCGUUGGCUCACUGUUGGAAGCUCUCGUUGACGUACCAUCUGAGGCACACCCAUCCUUCUUCAGGUAUGUGUGGAUUAGUUGUACCAUCCUGCAGGGCACGUGGUUUAUCCAGACAGGUUUUGUACUGUACAACCCCUGGCAUACUGGACCCAAUCCUUGGAUAAGUGAUGAACUAUCGGCACUCAGUAUACUAACCGCUAGCUACGCGUGGCACAUACUUCUUUCUGUUUUCAUCACUGCAUUUGUUGACACUUUAGUGAAUCUAUGUGUGAGGAGAAGAUCAAGACGGGAUACAAACUGAUACUUUCUAAAUACUGUGUACAAAAGGGCCUACAUAAGUUAGCAAUGUGUGGAAACCACUGCAUCGGAUAAUACGAGGUUCGUAUACAACGAACAUUUGUGUCAAGUCCAGCGGAUUGUGUACUCACGGGAGUUGACUGAAUUAAGUACGGAGCAGAGUAAACCUGCAUAAUGCUUGUAUUAUAUGUUUAUAAUCGGCUUCCCUAAAAUAUGUGUACGUAGACUACAUGCACACAAGAGGCCAGGAUCAUUGACAGGCUAGAAAGCUAUUAAUAUUUUGGUCUGGUGCCAGAAGUGUUACAUAAUUAAAUGAAAUGUGAAUUGCCAUAAUAAAAAAACUCAGCUGGCAUUCAAAAAUAUCUCACAAAUGCUCCUGUCUAUUUAGGUUUUUUUUAACAAACCAGGUAAUACCCAAUUUAAAUCAAGAUCUGCGAGUGUUUUGUUUUACUAGUAAACAGUGGUGUCAAUUUCAAUGGUUUGUAAUGUAUAUGUAAUGUAGGUAUUCAAAACAUUAACUACAUGUAGCAUCAUUUUUGGGACAGCUUCCAAGCAUGUGGAACCAGGCCAUAUUUGAAUACUUACUUGUAAAUCAUACCAAAAAAAACCUUUAAAAAGAUUGAAAUGCAUUGCCCAAUGUGAGUUACUGUAGAACAUUGUUAACGAAGAUAUAUCACAUGUGCCAUGUUUAUACUUGUUUUCUAUUCAUAGUCACUUUUCAAUGGUAAAGCAAUUUCAAGUUAGGCCAACUUUUGCUGCUCAUAAAAAUUCACGCUUGUGGAUCUACUAUUUGAAGAUUACAUUUUUUGUACAUUGUCAUUUAUCACGCAAUGUGAUUUAGGGGAAAAUGCAAAAAGGCUGUACCCUGAGGUAGGGCCUACCCUUUAAAAACCUUGUGGUAAACCCAUAUACCAACUGUUUAAUUUUGCAUUUUCUCCUAAUUACUUGCAGAUCCUUACUAAAUGAGAUUUCAUAUCCAACAAUGAUUGUCAGGACUGAGAGACUGAGCAGUUUCGUUUG